Molecule: messenger RNA, 749 nt
Organism: Haplochromis burtoni (Burton's mouthbrooder)
Lineage: Eukaryota; Metazoa; Chordata; Actinopteri; Cichliformes; Cichlidae
Product: ubiquitin-conjugating enzyme E2 D2
Biological process (GO): ubiquitin-dependent protein catabolic process; protein polyubiquitination
Cellular component (GO): nucleus
Molecular function (GO): ubiquitin conjugating enzyme activity
Source: RefSeq, a predicted model, not a curated record
GAGCUUAACGACCUGGCUCGUGACCCUCCAGCACAGUGCUCAGCUGGCCCAGUGGGUGAUGAUAUGUUUCACUGGCAAGCCACAAUCAUGGGGCCUAGUGACAGUCCAUAUCAGGGAGGUGUUUUCUUCUUGACGAUUCAUUUUCCAACAGACUACCCCUUCAAACCCCCCAAGGUUGCGUUUACGACAAGAAUUUACCACCCAAAUAUUAACAGUAACGGCAGUAUCUGUCUGGAUAUUCUCAGAUCACAAUGGUCUCCUGCGCUUACUAUUUCUAAAGUUCUUCUCUCCAUUUGCUCACUCCUAUGUGACCCAAACCCCGAUGACCCGCUAGUGCCAGAGAUCGCACGAAUCUACAAAACAGAUAGUCAGAAGUACAAUAAACUAGCACAGGAGUGGACAGUCAAGUAUGCCAUGCUUUAGGGUAAGGCCAAGAGCCAUCACUGCAUCUUGGCUAGUGCUAAGUGAUCGGAUAUGUUGUGAUGCUCUGCUCAAUACAUAACUAGAGGCUUGGAUCUGUUCUAAAGAGUGUGACUAAAAUGAGCUGCUUGUACUAAUCUUUGUCUCUACGAGCCAAAUAACUUAUUGACCCUGCACUGCUCUCAGGGUGUGGGUUUGGAUUUUUAUGUGCACCUUGAUUUCCUGUAGUUGCACUCUCCUGCUGGAAAUAAACAAGUUAACUGAAAAUUUUUGCCUGUGGAUAUAAUGGACACUUGAGUAUUGUGGUGUACCGCUAACACAGGGCAGAG